Molecule: messenger RNA, 1468 nt
Organism: Cajanus cajan (pigeon pea)
Lineage: Eukaryota; Viridiplantae; Streptophyta; Magnoliopsida; Fabales; Fabaceae
Product: Cytidine/deoxycytidylate deaminase family protein
Biological process (GO): tRNA wobble adenosine to inosine editing; DNA integration
Cellular component (GO): cytoplasm; nucleus
Molecular function (GO): zinc ion binding; nucleic acid binding; tRNA-specific adenosine-34 deaminase activity
Source: RefSeq, a predicted model, not a curated record
CUGUGGUGAGUCAACCUAGCUAAUAACUCUAUUUGGCAUUAGGUUCCAGGGGAAGCAGAGCGAGAGCAGGGAAUGAUGAAUAACUGCUUGAUUGUGCACAUCCCAGACAAGGAGCCACAUGACCUUCACCAUCAACCGACUGAGUGUGUUUUUGCUUCGGCCAUUGAUCCUAAGCAUGCCAACCAAAUUGUGAGGUGCUUGAAUCAGAUAGCACCGCUUGAAGAUCUCCGGCAUGUGAAACGAAUUCAGAAGAAGGUUCUUGAAGAAGGACAAAUACAGCUAUUGGUGAUCUUGUGUCUGGCCUCUGAAGGCAACAAUCAAUUGGAUAGUAUGCCACCUCAUCUUCAGGAGUUGAUCAGUUCCUAUCAGUUGAGUCCUUUUAUCACAAAAGUCUGCAAAUAUGCUGCAACAUCUAAAGAAGAGUGGCAAGAGCAAUGCAAAUUUUGGCCAACAUCAUACCACCCAAGGACUUACAACAUUGAUGGCAUUACUGGAUUUAGCGAGGAGGACUCACGAUCAGUUUUGAAGUUUAUGCAAUCAGCUGUAGAGUUGGCAACAUCUGACGGCUUGGUAGUCAACGCUGCAGUGAUAGUGGAUCCUUCAACUAAGCAAAUAAUUUCAACUGCAUGUGAUCAGAUUUUUGCUUGGAACACAUGCAAAGACGACAGCUGCUAUAGAAAGCCAGAAUUAUGUAGUUCCCGUACUAUUAUUUAUAGUAAAUGUGAUCCCCAUGAAAAAUUGCAUUCAAACAGUCCCUCCAAUCAGCUUAAACAACCAUAUACAGGUGUUGCUUGUUUAUAUCCUCGGCAAUGGGCUGAGCAAAAAUCUCAUCCACAGAGUUCAUAUUAUUGGCACCCUCUGCAACAUGCUGCCAUGGUAGCUAUAGAAUCAUCUGCUGCCAGGGAUAGAUGCCUUUUUCCCAGAGAGGAGAACAGUGAAGCCAAAUAUCUGGAAUUGGAUAGCGAGAAUUCUUCUUGGACUAGCUCUCCUGCAAAGAGACAGAAAACUGCGUGUGCAAAUGGUGAGGAUGUCGAGAAAUUGAAUGCUCACGGUCAGGGUGAUCAUUCUCAGACUUCUGAUCAGCCACCAACACGACCGUACUUAUGCACUGGUUAUGACAUAUAUCUUAUUUGGGAACCAUGCCCAAUGUGUGCAAUGGCCCUCGUCCAUCAGAGAAUUAGGCGAAUAUUUUAUGCGUUUCCAAAUCCUAAAGCCGGUGCCUUGGGUAGUGUUCACAGAUUACAAGGAGAGAAAAGCUUAAAUCAUCAUUAUGCUGUAUUCAGGGUUUUGUUACCUGAAGAAGUCCUGCAUAAGUGUCAUACUUAAGUUGCAGAGCCAGAGACUAUUUAUUAGUGAAUUUUGAAUGGUAAUUUGCGAAUUGUUAGAACGACUUUCUGAUAUUACUUGAUUGAGAAAGGCUAACUAUACUCUCAUACAUCAUUAAUAUAUCAUUUGUCAUUAGUUGAAA